AACACCUGUGAGCACUUCAACCUUUACUUUAAGACCCUCUACAGUAGUAGCCAAUAACAGCAUGACAUCAGCACUAUUUGUACUUUUAAAUGCCACCAGCAGCCUUACAAAAUCUGUGAUCAACACAACUACUGCCAUUGCGACAUCUCCAUUGCCAACUGUUAUAUCAACACCCGAUAUACUAACAACUUCCACCAGCAGACUCAUAAUACCUUUGAAGAAUGCAACCAGCACCAUUGGACUCACUACUAAUGGACUAUCAGCUUCUUUAGCAACGUCUAAUGCUACUGGCAGCUUCACAACAAUUGUGAAUACUGCAGCCACAAGCCCUAGUACUAUCAGUAACAAUACAGCAUCUAUGAUGAAUGGAAUCAGUACCCUCAAGACAUUAAGCAUGCAAGAGAACAGUAACUUUCCAUCACCAUCUACCGAUUUAAAGACAUCUGCAAAUGCGUCCAUUCUGAUGACAUCUAGAUCCACAGCAGUUCCCAGUACAUCCAGCAGAACUCCAACAUCCCAAGUUUCUGAUACUAUAAAUCCUAUGUCUAUCAUAUCACAUGACAACUCUUUUAGUACCAUCACAAAAGUGUCUGCUACAUUGUUUUUCAACAUGUCCAUUGCCAGCAAAACAAUGGCUGUCAGUUUGUCUCCCACUGUGACUGGAACUAUAAAAGAUGGAAUUUUAUCUCUGAAUACAACAAACAAUAUAAAAACUGCAUCUACGAAUACAGUGUCUAGUACAUCACCAUCUGCAAUUUUCGCUCAGUCCAGGGCCAGCGAAACACUUCAAACCCUAUCUUCUGUCAAUACAUCCAUCACAAUCCCAGCAUUUGGAGUUGUAUCCAAGACUAGUAGAACAUCAACAACACCAUUGCCUAGUACAACAGGAAUGGUCAUACCAACAUCUGAUAUAUUAGCAUUCAAUAAUUCAAGCUCAUCCCCAGUAUCACCUGGAUCAUCAUCUCUUAACAUAUCUACCCCGUCUUCAUCCAAUCCUGUUAUAACAUUUGGAAUGAUACCGCCUAACGGAAUACAGGGAAAUUCAUCCCCUAUUACAACCAAAGCUAUUGGAAUAAUAUUUACAAAUGUAUCAGAUACCAUUGUGUCAUUUUCUAAAACAACUCCUAGUUUGUUCGGCAACCCUUCCUCAUCAUCAGGGACCCUGUCACUUAACAUAUCCAACAUACCUGCAAUAACACCUUCUAAUAGAUCAAAGAUUACAACUGCAACUGAAGCCAAUUCAAGUGCAGCACCCACCCAAAGAAUUGUUGCUGAUCAGAUGAUGAUUUCUCAGAACAAGCCCCUAGAUCUUCUACAGUUGCCAUCUACAUCAGGAAGUAGUCUGCCAUCGCUUGUUUUGACUAAAACCACAGAAGCAUCCUUAGCGCCAGCUGAUAAUGGAACACAGAAACCACAGACAUCACAAAAUAUUCCAGCACCUACAGGGUCUGCUUCACUUAAUGGUACCAUGGAGAGUCUAACACAAGUCAACCCAUCUACCAGAAACUAUUCCUCCUACUAUACUUCCUAUACAGCGUCCUACACAGUCAAUGUUAUCAACAAAACAACUGUAACCAAAGUGAAAGAGCCUACCAUAAGCAAGACAACGAUGAGAACAACCACAAGGAAGAAGAGGAUGCCCUCUGGUGUAUUUUGGUCACUGAUCUUCCCUAGAAUAAGCAAGGGAAUAUCAGACAUAUCAGAUGUCUUUGGCCCAUUUGAAUUUAAGAACAAAAACCAAACAGUACCCAAAGUUCCUCCUGUUGGUAAUGAAACUGGAUUUGUUGAUUCAUCUGUAGAGCCCAAUAGCAAAGGUUCUGCAAAGUCUCUCCUGAUUCUACACGUGAACUAUUUGAGAAUGACAAUGGAGGAUGAAUCGGAAACCGAAAAUAUUAUGCUUCAGAACAUGAAACAGCUGCUUCAAAACCAUGAGUUGGACCUUAUGGACAGAGCAAGAGAUGCUGAGAAUCCUUGAAAGUUCAGCUUCACUGAAAACAUAAUGUUUGGAUUGCCUCCGGCAAAAAAACUGUCUGUAUGCAUGCGAUAUUUGAAUAUUCACUAUAUACUAGUCUUAAAGAUGUAAUUCUUUAGUUGUGUUUCAGUUAAGAUAGGCUAAUAGGUAUUCUGAUUCUUCAUGACAUUUUCUGUACCUUAUUUGUAGAUAUAAAAUUA
Molecule: messenger RNA, 2172 nt
Organism: Spea bombifrons (plains spadefoot toad)
Lineage: Eukaryota; Metazoa; Chordata; Amphibia; Anura; Pelobatidae
Exons: 7
Coding region: 62-1975 (637 amino acids)
Source: RefSeq, a predicted model, not a curated record